Messenger RNA from Hirsutella rhossiliensis, 1038 nucleotides. RefSeq names its product lipid-droplet associated hydrolase domain-containing protein. The transcript is spliced from 2 exons. Gene Ontology annotation, molecular function: lipase activity. Bases 1 to 1038 code for a protein of 345 amino acids. The record is from RefSeq and is a predicted model, not a curated record. Gene Ontology annotation, biological process: lipid storage. Lineage: Eukaryota; Fungi; Ascomycota; Sordariomycetes; Hypocreales; Ophiocordycipitaceae. Gene Ontology annotation, cellular component: lipid droplet.
AUGAUUUCGUCCAUAUGGCAGCCGUCGACGCUGCCCAAGGCCGGGCGCCGCGGCCUCAUUUACUUCAUCUGCGGCAACCCCGGCUGCAUUGGCUUCUACGCCGACUUCCUCGAGGCCCUGCGCGGCAUGCUCGACUCGUCCGAGACGCACACGGCCUACGACAUUUACGGGCGCAACCUGCGGGGCUUUAGCGACGGCGAGCACGAGCCAUUUGCCCCCGGUAGCGGGAGCGAGCCGUGGGACGUUGACGGCCAGGUCGAGGCUGUCACGGCUGAUGUCGUCGCCAGAGCUGGUGGCCGAGACCGUGAGGGGGACGAGGGGGGAGAGGCGUAUGACCUGGUCAUCCUCACCGGUCACUCCAUCGGAGCCUACAUCGCCGUCGAAAUCUUUGACCGGCACCUCCGCAACCCAGAGCGCGCGCCGCAUCUCCGCCUGCGCCACGGCUUCCUCCUCUUCCCGACCAUUGCCUCCAUCGGCCUCUCCCCCAGCGGGCGCCACAUGCAGCUCUUGCGGCGCGUCCCCACGCUCGAGGCCCUGGCGCCCGUCUACGCCCGCCUGCUCCUGGGCUUGGUGCCGGGGUCCGCGCUGCGGUGGCUCCUCGAGACCGUCAUGGGCUUCUCGGCGCGCGCCGCCGACGUGGCCGCCGAGUGGCUCAAGGGCCGCGACGGCGUGCGCCAGGCGCUGCACAUGGGCAUCUCGGAGCUGGAUCACGUCUGCGAGGAUGGCUGGGACGAGGAGCUGUGGGGGGCUGCGACGGCCGAGGACGUGGUGCUCGACGGCAAAGAUGGUGGUCGUGAUGCCCUUCCGCCACGCUUCUUCCUCUUUUAUGGCAAGAGCGACCACUGGGUUGCUGACCAUGUUCGUGAUGAGUUUGUGCGGCGGCGGAUGGCGCAUGGGGAGAGGGGCGGGCGGACGAGUAUCAUGGUGGACGAGGGGAAUCUCCCGCAUGCUUUUUGCGUGACGGAGCAUAAUAGCUGGGUGGUUGCCAAGAGGGUCCACGGGUGGCUCGAGGAGAUUGAAGGCGGCAUGAAGAACUGA